This is a messenger RNA of Rosa chinensis, 839 nucleotides long. RefSeq names its product mediator of RNA polymerase II transcription subunit 21. The record is from RefSeq and is a predicted model, not a curated record. Gene Ontology annotation, molecular function: transcription coregulator activity. Gene Ontology annotation, biological process: regulation of transcription by RNA polymerase II. Gene Ontology annotation, cellular component: mediator complex. The transcript is spliced from 3 exons. The coding region runs from base 121 to 558 and encodes 145 amino acids. NCBI's taxonomy places the organism in Eukaryota, Viridiplantae, Streptophyta, Magnoliopsida, Rosales, Rosaceae.
CCUACAGGGAGCAGUGUGUAAUUAAGCACCCUCUCGAGCCUGCUCCCAAAACGACGCCGCUGCCCGGCUCUUCUUCAAGUUCCUCGUUCGACUUCGAGCUUCAGCAAAGCAAAAGCCAAGAUGGACGCAAUCAGCCAAUUACAAGAACAGGUGAACAAAAUCGCGACCAUUGCUUUCACCACCAUCGGAACCCUACAGAGGGACGCUCCACCCGUCCGAAUCUCCCCCAAUUACCCCGAAUCCGAGUCAGCACCGCCACCCAACCCGAACCCGAAUCUGACUGACGAUGCCACCGAUUUCGCGAUGCAGCCCAAGCUCAUGAGCGCGGAUCUAGUCAAAGCAGCCAAGCAGUUUGAUGCAUUGGUUUCGGCACUUCCGCUGUCGGAGGGAGGCGAGGAAGCUCAGAUGAAGAGGAUUGCGGAGCUUCAGGCCGAAAACAGCCUUGUAGGCCAACAACUUGAGAAGCAACUUGAAGCUGCAGAGAGAGAACUGGAAGAGGUCAGAGAGUUGUUUGGCCAAGCAGCAGAUCACUGUUUGAACUUGAAGAAACCAGAAUGAAGAUGGUUACUAGCUAUAGCAUUCCUAAUGAACCGAGGAGACUCUAAUUGGUAGAAAAGAUCAGUGUAUUGUCUGGUGCAACAAGCUGUUAUUCAUAACAUAGAUCUUGUGUAAUUCUGUGACUAAUAGAUUUCGUCCAAUCAAUUUGCGGAGGAAGAUAUAUCAGAAUAUGGACCACGGUUUCAACUUCAACAUCAUCAUUUAGUUAAUCCUUUUGGGAAAUGUAUAAUGCAGAAUUCUAUUUUUGUCAAAGCUAUGCUUGCAAUCCUGUUACUACUAAA